AUGAAUUGCAAAUUAUUUUUUGCCAAUUAUUUGUCCAAAAGUUUACUUUUCGGUAAUAUUCAUAACAACAACUAUUGGUUAGUUCGCCGAUUAGGUUCACUAAGUGUUGGCCAAUCGGCUCAGUUGUCAAAAGUGUUUACCGAAGCCGAUGUCUGUGAAUUCGGUAAACUGACCGGUGAUUAUAAUCCAAUUCAUUUUGAUUACAAGUAUUGCUCCAAAACUAAGUUUUGUAAACCAGUAGUUCACGGGUCACUUACCAAUGGACUGGUCGGUGCUGUGAUGGGAACACUACUUCCCGGUCCCGGAACUGUUGUCGUCCAACAAACCAUUAAUUACACGAAACCAUUAUAUAUCGGUGAAGAAGUUUGUGCUGAAGUGAUUGUAACGGAUAUCAAGAAAAAGUUCAUCGAUUGUCGCUUCAGUUGUAAAACAAAUGAUGGAAAGACAGUAAUCGAAGGUACGGCAAAACUUAUCAUGUUUUCAUAG
Messenger RNA from Oppia nitens, 486 nucleotides. RefSeq names its product (R)-specific enoyl-CoA hydratase-like. The record is from RefSeq and is a predicted model, not a curated record. NCBI's taxonomy places the organism in Eukaryota, Metazoa, Arthropoda, Arachnida, Sarcoptiformes, Oppiidae. The coding region runs from base 1 to 486 and encodes 161 amino acids. The transcript has 4 exons.